Messenger RNA from Aspergillus aculeatus ATCC 16872, 1440 nucleotides. RefSeq names its product phosducin family protein. The transcript has 3 exons. Lineage: Eukaryota; Fungi; Ascomycota; Eurotiomycetes; Eurotiales; Aspergillaceae. Gene Ontology annotation, biological process: regulation of G protein-coupled receptor signaling pathway. The record is from RefSeq and is a predicted model, not a curated record. Bases 427 to 1317 code for a protein of 296 amino acids.
AAAAAGUCAAACCAUUCGAAACGCACCCCAAUUGCCCUAUGGGACGUGACCUUUGACCACUUGCGUGUUGGUUACGAAUUCGGCUUCACUCCUCGCUCGGCCCUCUUCCGCUUUUCCCAUUCGCCCAGAGCACACCCCUUCAACAACACACGAAUUCACGGACAGAAAGAGGACAACACCCCAGAAGUUUAAAAACAUAAUUUUAAAACAAAGGGAAAAAAAAAUACCAAAGUGGGAAUUUGACCUAGCCCAUUCCAACCCGUCCCGGAACGACCACGCAGAUCCAGGCACAGCCCAAGUCGUCCCUCCCCCCAUUCUAAGAAUAUCAUCGUUUCACUCCUCUGGUCAACGACCCAUUCCUUUUAAAACACCCGGCAUACCCUCCCGACACUUGGUCCCUUUUCUCCUCUUUUCUUCUUUUUCAAGAUGUCAUCUGCCGCCCAAGAAGAAUUCAAUCAACUCCUUCAGAACAAUCGAGACCGGUUCUCGACUCACCCUGAAGACCGAGAUAAUCAUUCUGAUCGAGACGACUCCGAUCAAUCCUCCGACGAUAACGAUCACGAAGACCACAACCGCCCUCAUUUCUCCGACGCAGACGACGACGACGACGACGACGACGACAUCCACAGAACCUCUGCCAUGCACUCCCGCAACACCAGUACCUACAAGAUCCCCAAUGCCACCUACGAUGCCAACACAGGCCCCAAGGGUGUCAUUGCCGACGCCCAGGCCUUCGAGCGCGCCCGCAAAUCCUCCUUCCGCCGCACCCUGUUGAGCGUCGCCGGCAUUGACCGACCCCACUACUCGAUGAAGGCCACCACGGACGACGCCACGCUGCUGCACAACUCCUCCCCGCCUGACGGGUCCUCGGGCAGCGACGACGAGGAGCGGUUUCUGCGCCAGUGGCGCACCUCGCGCAUGCAGGAGAUGCAGGCCCGUACGCUUCGCAAGCCCAGUCCUCGCCGCCGGUUGUAUGGGUCCGUCGACCACGUGGAUGCCGUUGGGUAUCUGGAUGCCAUUGAGAAGGUCACUUCGGGGACGGUGGUGGUCGUUUGCCUGUAUGAUCCGGAGUCCACGCCCAGUGCCCUCGUCGAAGACUGCCUGAACACCAUCGCUCGCCGCCAACCCACCGUUCACUUCAUCAAGCUGCACCACGAAAUCGCGGAGAUGGAUAACAUCGAGGCCCCGGCGUUGCUGGCGUACCGCGACGGGGAUGUCUUCGCCACGAUCGUCGAGAUCAUGCGCCAGAUUCCCAAGGGGCGGAGUCUGAGUGCCGACAGUCUGGAGGACUUGUUGAAGAUGCACCGCAUCCUCUAAAGCAACACCAUGAAUCUCAAUCUGACGAUCAAUCCCGAUCCACGUUCACGCUACGCUGCACAUGUCCUCUCUCAUUAAUUCUCCAUCUCAAUCUAAACCUCGACACAGCCACCUCUGUUCUCC